AUGUUCACUGGUCUGGUGGAAACGAUAGGCACCGUCACCGCUCUCACCGAGCUGGACCCAUCCACGUCCGGCGGCAAUGGCACAUCCCUCACCAUCUCCGACUGUUCAACGAUUUUAGACGAUGCCCAUUUGGGUGACUCAAUAUGCGUCAAUGGGACAUGUCUCACCGUCACCGAGUUCGAGAAAGACUCGUUCAAGGUUGGAGUCGCGCCGGAGACACUCCGCAGAACCAACCUGGGCAGCCUAAAAGAGAAGAGCCGUGUCAAUCUUGAAAGAGCGAUGCUGCCACAUACACGCAUGGGCGGGCAUAUCGUGCAAGGUCAUGUUGAUACCGUGGCCACUAUAGUGUCGAUCACACCAGACGGAAACGCCCUCACCUUCAGGUUCAAGCCACGGCCUGCGCCAGAUGGAUCCAAUAUCUUGCGAUACAUCGUGGAGAAGGGAUUCAUCGCGCUUGAUGGUGCCAGCUUGACGGUGACCAAUGUCGACGAUGCUGAGGGUUGGUUUGAGAUCAUGCUGAUCGCCUACUCACAAGAAAAGGUGGUCAUGGGCAAGAAGCAGCCGGGCGAGGAAGUCAAUGUCGAGAUUGACCUGGUCGGCAAGCUCGUUGAGAAGAGUGUGAAUGCCUACUUUGAGAGCAACAAGGACGGUGCGCCGGCCGUGCUGGAAAAGAUGGUCGCACGCUUGGUACACGAGAAACUGGCCAAGGUCUGA
Molecule: messenger RNA, 714 nt
Organism: Cyphellophora europaea CBS 101466
Lineage: Eukaryota; Fungi; Ascomycota; Eurotiomycetes; Chaetothyriales; Cyphellophoraceae
Product: riboflavin synthase, alpha subunit
Exons: 2
Coding region: 1-714 (237 amino acids)
Biological process (GO): riboflavin biosynthetic process
Molecular function (GO): riboflavin synthase activity
Source: RefSeq, a predicted model, not a curated record